Gracilinanus agilis (Agile Gracile Mouse Opossum) is the source of this 612-nucleotide messenger RNA. It is a transcript of the gene PSENEN, whose product is annotated as presenilin enhancer, gamma-secretase subunit. Lineage: Eukaryota; Metazoa; Chordata; Mammalia; Didelphimorphia; Didelphidae. Gene Ontology annotation, cellular component: gamma-secretase complex. Gene Ontology annotation, biological process: Notch receptor processing. The record is from RefSeq and is a predicted model, not a curated record. The coding region runs from base 68 to 373 and encodes 101 amino acids. The transcript is spliced from 4 exons.
GGCACGAGGCGCAAGCGCACUGAGGAAAGAGGAAGGAGCAGUGCGCCCCCUCCACCCCGGACCCAGGAUGAACUUGGAGCGGGUGUCCAAUGAGGAGAAGCUGAAUCUCUGCCGGAAAUACUACCUAGGGGGCUUUGCACUCCUGCCCUUUCUUUGGCUGGUCAACGUUCUGUGGUUCUUCCGAGAGGCCUUCCUGGCCCCCGCCUACGAGGAGCAGGGACAAAUCAAGGGCUACGUCUGGCGUUCAGCCCUUGGGUUGGUCUUUUGGCUAGUGGCGCUGACCUCCUGGAUCACCAUCUUUCAGAUCAACCGCGCCCGUUGGGGAGCCAUAGGCGAUUAUCUGUCCUUCACCAUCCCCCUGGGGAUACCCUGAUCAGCCCCUUCCCUUGCCAGCUCAUGGCCCAGCCCCCUUCUCACCCUGCCUUACUUCCAGCACUGGGCCAGGAUCACUUCCAGAAAUGGAGAACAUCUUACAUCCUCCGUGGCCCCCAGCCUUUUGUUUGGCCAGGCUGACCCCCCAAACUAUCUGUCCCAGACUAAUUUCCCAUUCCUUUUCUCCGCUCCUCCCUGUAGCCUCCGCUCCCAAAUAAAAUUAAAAAUAUAUAUGUUUUA